AUGACGGAGUGCAGCGGAGGGCCGCGGGGAGCCCCGAGUGGGGUGUCUGAAGAGGUACCGCGAUGCCGUCAACGUCGUGACAAAGGCAGUUUUCGGCAACGGCCUCCAGUUUUGAAGCUUUUGAUACUUGUGAUGUUAGCAGUCCAAAGAAACUUCUUGCUAGCAGGUCUUCCUCCCUAUUCCUAUCCUUUCUUACUCAGCUGUCCUCCUGCUAGUGUUGUAAGAGCUUACCUAUCUGCAGAUGUUGCCCGAGGCCGUGCCGUGCCCGGUGGCUCGGCUGGCGCGGGGUGCAGCGCGGCGUGCAGCGCGGCUGCGCUACCCAGCCGCGGACUGACGCAGAGCCAGAGCGGGACGGUGCCGAGCAGCGGAGUCUGCUCUGGCAGAGCGCACAGCGGGGCAGCAGCGAGUCGGUGGCUGCUGGGACCGCUUGCUCGGGCACGUUGCCGGAGUGUACCUGCUCUAAAUGCCUACAAUACAGAGGAAUCCAGCUACUUCCAAUGGGAUGCAUUUGCACAGAGGAAUAAUUCCUCAAUUAAGAUGGGUAAUAAGCAAACGAUAUUUACUGAUGAACAGCUAGAUGCCUACCAGGAUUGCACAUUCUUCACUCGGAAAGAAAUCCUUCGGUUGCAUGGGCGAUACCAUGAAAUGGCACCAAACGUUGUGCCCAUGGACUAUACAAAGGACCCAGACGUUAAACUACCUAUGCAGCUUAUAAUAAACAUGCCUGAGCUGAAGGAGAAUCCCUUCAAGGAAAGGAUUGUGUUAUCUUUCUCAGAAGAUGGAGAGGGGAGCCUGAGCUUCAAUGAUUUUGUGGAUAUGUUCUCUGUGCUCAGUGAAAUGGCUCCCAGAGAGCUUAAAGCAAUCUAUGCCUUUAAGAUUUAUGAUUUUAACACAGAUAACUUCAUUUGUAAAGCAGACUUGGAACAAACCCUCAAUAAGCUGACCCGAGAAGAGCUAACAGAAGAAGAAAUCACUCUGGUGUGUGAGAAAGUGAUAGAAGAAGCUGACAUGGAUGGUGAUGGCAAACUAGGAUUUGCAGAUUUUGAAAACAUGAUUUCCAAAGCACCAGACUUUCUCAGUACUUUCCACAUAAGAAUCUGAAGAUGUUUCUGUGAACCAGCGUUACCAGAAAUGACUUGCCAGUCCAGCCUUUCUGAAUCUCAGGCAUGUUGGGGGCUUCUGUGCCCUAAUUUCAGCUUCUUAGAACUCAGCAGACAGUACUGAUAUAAUUCUGGUCCACAAGGAGACAGAAGCAUCAUGUGAUGUACAGGAUACUUGGAACAGCCACGUUUUUACCAUCACUGCUAGCCAAGCACUCUGGCAAAGGUGGUUGGUUAUUGGGUUGUGGGUGGUAUUUUUUUUCUUUUGUAAGCAAGCAGAAUCAGAAUAUUAUUAAAGGUAUUUCCACAUAGUUUUUAUAUUUAUUAAUAUUGCUCUUAAAAGUGCAAAAAAAAUUGUUGGAAAGAUUAGCUUUGGUGACUUUUGGUGACUUUAUCCAAGAGUAUUUGAAAGAAAGCAUGGGCCUUAAAUAAUGAGAUGCCUCUAUCACUGUGUCUGUACAGCUGGGGAUCUUGCGUGGAAAUUAACUUAGGUGAAAGAACUGCAGGCAAGAUCAAGCUCCCAGUGUUGAAGACAACCACAUCCCAGGUUUGCAUUUCUGGGUUUGGUGCUUACCUUCAACCAAUAUUUUAGAUUGUCAUGUCCUUACAAAACUUGAAAUACUUGCCUUUUGUAUGAGAACUGCAGACAUGAUUCAUUUCUUCCCAAGAUAAAUGUAAUAACUGUGUCCUUACUCUCCAAGUGGGUUCUGGGCUGGUAACGUUGAAUGGAAGAAGUAUGAUCAUCUGUAACUCAUGAAGAAGUUAAAGAAGCACAGAACUAUUGUUGAAGACACGAAAAGAUGUUUUCUUUCUAAAUCAGCUAUGCAAUCUUCCCCAUAGAAUGCAUGAAUGCAGCUCUGUAUUUUUCUUCUUCCCUCUCCAGCUGGAAAUCAGCUAAGUUUCAGUAUUUCUUUUUAAUUCCAGUAUUGUUUAGGUACUGGAGCCUGAAGACAAUCAUAUGUGUAUUACUGUUCUAACAGUCAAUAGAAGGGCUCUGUCACUUACAUGGCUUCUGUAUCAAAGUCACCACAAUUAAAACCUUUGACGCA
This is a messenger RNA of Pogoniulus pusillus (Red-fronted tinkerbird), 2149 nucleotides long. It is a transcript of the gene CIB2, whose product is annotated as calcium and integrin binding family member 2. The transcript is spliced from 9 exons. The coding region runs from base 1 to 1101 and encodes 366 amino acids. Gene Ontology annotation, biological process: calcium ion homeostasis. Gene Ontology annotation, molecular function: magnesium ion binding; calcium ion binding. Gene Ontology annotation, cellular component: cell periphery; stereocilium; cytoplasm. NCBI's taxonomy places the organism in Eukaryota, Metazoa, Chordata, Aves, Piciformes, Lybiidae. The record is from RefSeq and is a predicted model, not a curated record.